This is a messenger RNA of Hansenula anomala, 810 nucleotides long. It is a transcript of the gene HTD2, whose product is annotated as hydroxyacyl-thioester dehydratase HTD2. Lineage: Eukaryota; Fungi; Ascomycota; Saccharomycetes; Phaffomycetales; Wickerhamomycetaceae. Gene Ontology annotation, cellular component: mitochondrion. The record is from RefSeq and is a predicted model, not a curated record. The coding region runs from base 1 to 810 and encodes 269 amino acids. The transcript has a single exon. Gene Ontology annotation, molecular function: (3R)-hydroxyacyl-[acyl-carrier-protein] dehydratase activity.
AUGAAAGGAAGACAAUGGAUCCUGAUGGACACGAUGUCCUCCACUCACUCACAGUAUUUGAAAGCGGCUCUGUACUCAUACUUUAACGUCCAAAAACCACUGGGAAAGUUCUUGUCGAAUGGAUACCAUCUUUUAUAUUUCAACCCUAAACAUGAAGAAACAGAGCUCUCAAAGGAUGGUUAUGAUUCUCAUCAAAUUCCUGCCAACCUGAUGUUUAAAAGAAGGCUUUGGACAGGUGGUCAAAUAGACUUUUUACAUCCAGUUGCUUAUGACUCUCAAGCUGUAUGUGUUGAAUCAAUUCAAAAUUCGAAAUCAUUUGGUGAGAACCACAUGGUCACUAUUCAAAGAGAAGUUGUGGCCGAUGGGUUGAUUUCACUUGUUGAAAGAAGGUCGUUAUUUUAUACGAAUGAUUUGUAUAAGAAAAGUACUCCACAAUUUCCACAAAAACCAGCUAUAUAUACCCAUGAAUUGAAGCCAACCGAUAUUCUGCUUUUCAGAUAUUCCAGUUUAACCUUUAAUGCCCAUAGAAUUCACUACAACAAAGACUAUGCCAUGAGAGAAGGCUACCCUAAUAUAUUAGUUCAUGGACCGUUAACUGUCACGCUGCUGUUGGAAUGGUUUUCAACGUUGUUCGGUGAUCUAGUAGUAAAGUCAUUCAAGUAUAAAAACAUUGCGCCUUUAUUUGCCAAUGAAAAAAUCAAGCUUUGCUUAGGACAAACAAGUGAUUUAAAGUAUGAUACUUGGAUAGAGAAUGAAGAUGGUGAGUUAUGUGUGUCUGGAACAAUUGAGGUGAUAAACAACGAUGUUUAA